Molecule: messenger RNA, 3055 nt
Organism: Protopterus annectens (West African lungfish)
Lineage: Eukaryota; Metazoa; Chordata; Ceratodontiformes; Protopteridae
Gene: CFLAR
Product: CASP8 and FADD like apoptosis regulator
Exons: 11
Coding region: 714-2162 (482 amino acids)
Biological process (GO): proteolysis; negative regulation of extrinsic apoptotic signaling pathway via death domain receptors
Molecular function (GO): protein binding; cysteine-type endopeptidase activity
Source: RefSeq, a predicted model, not a curated record
UUAUUGCCCUUUAUAUACUUUUGCAAUGUUUCCUGCAGAGAGAAUUUUGAGCAUGGCUUCUCCGACUCCAAACCCGUCACCUUUAAACAAAUAGAAUCAUACAUACAUAAUAAUGUGUGAGGAGGAAGGUAUUUUAAACUGCUUCCUCUAACGUUUCUAAGUUCCUUUUAUUUGUCAUCUGCCUCUGAAGUUUGUGUAAAUCCAGUAGGGAAUCCCUCUUUUUUUUCUUUGUUUGAUAGUUAUUAGUACUACCGAGGGUGUUUCUGUUUCGUGAAAAGAAACCGAAACUUACAUCAUUUUUGAAAAAAACUCGUUAAAAAUGUCAGGGAUUUAAACAGGCCUUGGAGAUCUGUAUUAUUAACAUUGUUUGGGAAGAAGCCGACGUCUGUUUCGGUCACUCAAUUGGAUUGUAUACCUUCUCUUUACACAUGUGCCUAAUUUGAUAUGCCCUAAAACCAGAAGAAUCAAGCAUUGUUUAUAGGAUUUCCAGUCUAUAAAGUGAGAAAAAAAUAUUUGCAUACAGUUCAGCCCCAUUCCAAAAACAGUGGCACGCUAGAAACAUUGGCAGGUGCCAAUUUAAAGAGUGAAGUAACCUGGUCACAUUGAAGAACGCAAAAAGAAAUGAUAAAAUUUGAAUUCGGGACAGUUGUACAGUACCUAAUUCUGAAGUAAUGAGCUUUUCUGAAAAGCUGCUGUUGCUGUAGAAGUUAGCUAUGACAGGGUUAAUUCCAGCUGCUACAAUCCACCAGAUAGUUGAAGAGCUCUCUGAAGAAGAAAAAGAAAUGAUUGUCUUUAUGUGUAUUGAUGAGUUUCCAAAUGCACCUUUUCAGAGUGUGAAGGAACUGCUUUUCUCAAUAAACCGAAAACAGCAGUGGUGCUAUUGGCUGCACGAGCUGAUGUUUAGGUUACAACGAUUUGACUUGUUACGAAGGGUACUUAAAUCUGAUAAGCAGUUUGUGGAGACUUGGCAGCAGCGAAAUAAUGGAUUAGUGUCUGAUUACAGGGUUCUAAUGUUAGAAAUCAGUGAAGGCCUUUGUAAAGAAGAUGUAAAAUCCUUCAAUUUUGUACUGAAUGAUUAUGUGGGAGGAAGACUGAAGGAAAACUCUAAGAGUUUUUUAGGUACCGUACUGGAGCUGGAAAAACUGAACAAGGUAUCUCCUGAACAAUUAGAUAUAGUAGAGAAAUGCCUACAGAAACUUCGAAGAAUGGAUUUAUAUAAGAGAAUUUUGAAAUACAGACAGCGAAGUCAUUGUAAACAAAGAAGAGUAUCACCAGUAAUAAAUGUUGCACCUUUGAUUUGCCAGACAAGUAUGCCUGUUCAUGUUGGACCAGUGAACCAAGGUCAGGCAGCUGCAGCCUGUGGAAGCCGGGAGCCAAGUGGUGCACAUACUUUUGGUGAGUCAGUUCCACUUGCAGUUCAGGAAUCUGGAAGAACACAGCUUCAGAACUCCGAAGAGCAGUAUCCAAUGGAAAGUCGACCUGUGGGAUUGUGUUUAAUAAUGGAUUGUAUUGGUAAUGAUGGAGAAAUGGUAAAGGAAUUAUUUGAAAUUCUUCAUUUUAAAGUGCUCCUUCAUCUAUAUUUAAGUUUGGAAGACAUGGAAAGGACAUUGCGAGAAACUGCCCUAAGUGUGGAGCAUAAAGGGUAUAACUGUUUUGCUUGCUUCAUUAUCAGCCGAGGAACACCAUUUUCAGUCCUAGCAACAGAUGCUGCAGUAGCAGGGAUUACAUUUGAGAAAAUAAAAAAGCUUUUCAUAGGAGAAGCAUGCCUUGGUCUUCUUGGUAAACCAAAACUGUUUUUUAUUCAGAAUUAUGUUGCAUCAGAGAGCGCAGAUGCAUGUCUGGAAACAGAUGGAUUAAAAAAUGAAUAUGUUCCCUUGGAGAAUGCGGCAGGAAACACUGUUGCAAGUGAAGCUGACAUCUUGUGGUGCUACUGUAAGGCAAAUGUCUGUAUUCUGGAUCAGAAACCAUGGCAGAAGUCAUUAUACCUUUGUCAUCUUAUCGAAACUCUCCAGAAGUGUCAAACCAGGAAUAUGUACUUAAUGGAAAUCCUGACAGAAGUAAACAGAAAGGUUUAUGGCUUAAAAAGUCUGGACCAACAAAACUGCCUCUCUCUGCAGCUGCAACACACUUUAAGGAAAACGCUAAUGUUCCCCAAAAGAUGAAGAAAAAAAAUGAAUGGGUUUAAUGCCAUGCCUUGCCAAACAUAACAAAAUAUAACAUACUGUCGUGUUUAUUUAUUGAACUUUUUUUUCACUUUGAGUUGUUCUCACAAGCUUUCUAUAUGCAAUCAUACUUGUUUACUUUGUUUACAUGUGGAGAUUUUAAAGUAUAUUACAGCCUUAUACCACAUUUUCUUAACUACACCCCCACUUUAAUUUUGCAGCUCUGACUGCACAACUUUUGAGGAAAGUUGAAGAACUGAAUGUUUUUUCUUCUCUGAGUUUGCAAAACGUCAGAAGGUAAAGGUAGCAAGGGUGUAGAGAAUGAAGAAAGUAAUACAUCUUGGUGAAAGCAUUUAGAAUAACAGUUGUAUUGAACAUGUAGUUGAGCUCUUUGUUCUAAAGCAUAUGUCAGACUGAGUAAUACAUUUGUGUACAAUGGAAGACAGAGCAAUAUUACCUCUUAGGCUGUGUCUAAUAUUCAUUCUGACUGUUGUGCUAGAAGUUUAUUACUUUAUGAAAAUUCUAAAUUAUAGUGGUAUAGUAUGUUAAAUAGUAGCUGUAUAUUAAUGUGAACUUGUCUACAUACAUGACAAUUUUGUCUGUCUGCUUAAAUUAUUUUUGUAUUAUUUCAGAAGUAGGACUGUGAAGACUACAAACAUUUUUCAUAAAUUUAACUUAUACCACUUAAUGUUAGCUGCUGUUGUAGAAAUUUCUGACAGCAUGUCUUAAGUUUGAAAAUACACAAAUUCAGCAGUCCCAAUAUUUCAUACUUGUCCGUUCUCUAAUGUUUGUGUGACUCUAGUGUUUGUUAUAUUUAAGUAAGGGGGCUUUCCUCCUAACAUGAGGUGCAGCCAACUUUCCUGUAAAAAUAUAUAUUUUCAAAAUGCUUCAAA